UUUCUAUGACGUCAUAAUCAACUUACUAAUAUCGCCACGUACAAAGCUAAUACAAAAGCAAUGGCCGACUUCGAGGAAAUGGACACCAUCAACCCUAUCUUUGAUCUGGUUGUCUUCCGCCCCAUUAAGGACAUAACUUCCGGUCGUGAAAUUCUUCCGGUCACAUAUGACCUAGGUUUGGAUUUUCACCCCCACAUGAAUGACUGGGUAGGCCUGUUCUAUUCGGGCUGGAGUUCAGUGAAGGACUAUUUGGAGUACCAAUGGGCGCCGAUGUUGCCUCACAAUCUUAACACGGUCCACAGAAGGCGUAGAUCUGUUCUUUUUCAGGUUUCCAAUUUCGCCGAUGUUAGGGAGGAGGAAACCGACUUUUGUUUCCUCUACGUCACCAGGGACAAUCAUGUGGUCGGGGUAAGCAACAACUUCCGGUUUCAAUCAUUGCCAGGGUAUGAGGAUGACCUUCACUUUGAUGGCCUUGAGAAAAGGGCACAAGAAGACACGUCCUUCACCUUUCUCACUUUGGAGCCGGGAUUUGAGUGUGACACUCGUUGCGAUGAUCAGUUCUAUUUUAUACCAACUAGAAAAAGAGGUCUUGAGGAUUCGUUUGAAAUGAUGAACAAUGAACCACCUCCUCAAAAGAGGCGCCCAACCAAGGAACGAGUCAUGGUUCGAACCGCGGACCCAGAUACGCUGCUCACAUUUUCCAAUGAGCAAUGGCAGGAUAUCUUUCGAAUUGUGUCGGAGAAAUCCGUCGUUAAGAAGGUGAACGGUGAUUUGGUAGUAUCCCAAUCCUCGGUAGUAGAACCCAUUCUUGAUAUCAGCAAAACGGUUUGCAAAGAGCAACUUUCUAUCACCUGGUAUCCAAAUCUGCCAUUAACAUAUGAGCAUAAACUAGCCAUUCUACCCAGUCCUCGAACUGUGUUUAGUGUUCUAAGCCGGAACUCUAUGUCGUGUGCCGCAUGCGCCAUGGGGAAAUCCGUCAUAGAGGAUUUAAUAGUGCAUCAUACAAAAUGUGAAAAAAAUGUUAGAAAAAUGUCUGAGCAGAUUACAAUCCUGAAAGAGGAGGUAGAGGAUCUCCAGUUACGUGUAAGGCUCCAGAGGACCCUGGCAGAGUACGAGGCGGGUCGUCAGAACACGUACCAUCUGGAGGAACUGUUUGUCCAGAACCAGGAACUGGAGGAGAAACUCAGAACUAUGGAGUUCCAGAUGGAGAGGCUGAGAGCGGAAAAUGCCGAGGUCAAAGGUCAUCAGAUGAGCAGUGCUAAAGAGAACGAUCAGGAUCAGGAAAUCCUAAAGCUCCUGAAAGAGGGGUUCCAGGGAGUAAUAGAGAUAAAUGGUCGAACAUUGACAGUCAAGGUCGAGGAGACCAAGGACGUCGGUUCUGACGAGGAGUGGAAGAUGUACAUACCCAGGCGAAUGGAGCGCAUGCGCAAAACAAUCAAUAAGCAAAGCAUCACAAUCGCCUCCCUGACGAACACCGUGAAAAGUCAAAGGGAUCGGAUGUACAACCAGUCACAGCGCAUGCUCGAUAUCAAGAAAAAUCUGAAGGUGGUUACCCAGAUGAAAGAGGAAACGGACGCCAAAUUAGUGGAGGUCACCCACAGAAUUCGCUCAUUGCUGAAGGACCGCGCCAAAUGUUUUACUAAUGAAUGGCGCCAAUUUGCACGCAAAUUAACAACAGGUACGCCUCAAGUAAAGGAACCAAAGAACCGCGCCGUGGCUUCUUUGAUCCGCUCCCCGCCUAAUCUUGCAAACACUUCAUGGAAAUCUCGGAGACCAGAGAGGAAAUGCGAAACGUGUGGCAUUGUGUUCAGUGCCUCUGUAGAUCCGCGCGUCAUUGAGGAACAUCUCGCUUUCCACAUCACCUAUCAGAAAAAGCGUGACUAAGUUCCUGACAUUACGGCAACGGUUACCAUGGUUACGAAACUGGACUGUGAUUAUUUGUAUUUUUCCUAUGUUUAAGUUUUAGCUUUUACAUUUUUAUUUUUGUAAUUUGCAUGAUAAAUAAAAAA
Saccostrea cuccullata (small rock oyster) is the source of this 2009-nucleotide messenger RNA. Its product is annotated as tax1-binding protein 1 homolog B-like. The record is from RefSeq and is a predicted model, not a curated record. The transcript is spliced from 11 exons. Lineage: Eukaryota; Metazoa; Mollusca; Bivalvia; Ostreida; Ostreidae. The coding region runs from base 61 to 1884 and encodes 607 amino acids.